Limanda limanda (common dab) is the source of this 4865-nucleotide messenger RNA. RefSeq names its product kinesin-associated protein 3a (gene kifap3a). Gene Ontology annotation, biological process: cilium organization; microtubule-based movement. The transcript is spliced from 20 exons. NCBI's taxonomy places the organism in Eukaryota, Metazoa, Chordata, Actinopteri, Pleuronectiformes, Pleuronectidae. Gene Ontology annotation, molecular function: kinesin binding. The record is from RefSeq and is a predicted model, not a curated record. Gene Ontology annotation, cellular component: kinesin II complex; axoneme; ciliary transition zone. The coding region runs from base 91 to 2424 and encodes 777 amino acids.
AACAGUGGUGCAGCGAUUCACACCCGGGCUCCUAUCUGGUCCUGAUUUGUGAGAUUUUAAGUUAUUUUAAAUUCUGAAACGUUCAAGAAGAUGCAGGAUGACGCGCGCUACCUCAAACGCAAAGUGACUGCGGGCAGUCUAGAUGUUCAUCCCACGGAGAAGGCCCUCGUAGUCCACUAUGAGGUGGAGGCGUCCAUACUGGGGGAGAGUGGAGGUCAUAUGCUGGCGGAACGGAAGGAGGGACAAAAGAUCAUCCGUGUGAAGAGUCUGUCUCCCAGUACAGAUGUGGGAGCUUUGGCCAAGAAAGUGGUAGAGGAGUGUAAGCUCAUCCCUUCCUCCCGUUUGCCCCAGGUGGAGCAGCUCCUCUACUAUCUGCAGAACAGGAAGUCAUCCCCGGUGGAGGGAAAAGUGGAGAAGAAAGAAAAAAGAAGUGUGAAACCCAGAGAGUUGACACCGUUUGAAGGAAUGGAGUUAAAUGAGGAAGCCAGUAUAACCAAAGUGGAUGAGUAUGUGGAGCUGCUCUAUGAAGGCGUCCCAGAGAAGAUCAGAGGCUCUGCUCUCAUUCUGCAGCUCGCCCGCAACCCUGAAAACCUGGAGGAGCUGCUACACAACGAGGCAGUUCUGGGUGCUCUGGCCAGAGUACUGAGGGAGGACUGGAAACAGAGUGGGGAGCUGGCCACCAUCAUCAUCUACAUCUUCUUCUGCUUCUCUAGUUUCUCCCAGUUCCAUGGAGUGGUGAGUCAUUAUAAAGUAGGUGCGUUGUGUAUGAGCGUGGUGGAACAUGAGCUGAAGAGACAUGACGUGUGGUGUGAGGAGCUGCGCAAGAAAAACAAGGCUUGUGAGUCAGCACUGGAGAAUGGUUCCUUAAGAAGAGACCAAGACAAAGCUCUGAGGAAGUACCAAGGGCUUCGAGCUAAACAGGAGCAGCUGCUCAGAGUGUCUCUUUACCUCCUGUUGAACCUCGCUGAGGACACGAGAACGGAGCUGAAAAUGAGGAAUAAGAACAUUGUUGGUCUGUUGGUCAAAGUUCUUGAUCGGGAUGAUGAGGAGCUGCUGGUCCUGGUGGUUUCAUUCCUGAAGAAGCUGUCCAUCUUUUUGGAGAACAAAAACGACAUGGCUGAGGUUGACACUGUAGAACGACUGGCUCGUCUGGUUCCCUGUGACCAUGAAGAUCUGUUAAACCUGACCCUGCGCCUGCUGCUCAACCUCUCCUUUGACUCUGGGCUCCGAGCCAAGAUGGUUGAAGUUGGACUUUUACCCAAACUGACUGGCUUGAUGAGUGAUGAGAACAACCGGCAAGUAGUGAUGCGUAUCCUGUAUCAUAUCAGCAUGGAUGACCGCUUCAAGGGCAUGUUUGUUUACACUGACUGUAUACCUCAGCUCAUGCAGAUGCUGUUUGAGUGCAGUGAGGAGGAAAUUGAAGCCGAGCUCAUCUCCAUCUGCAUCAACCUGGCUGCAAACAAGAGGAACGCUCAACUUACAUGUGAAGGAAAUGGGCUGAAGAUGCUGAUGAAGAAAGCUCUUAAGACAAAAGACUGUCUGCUGAUGAAGAUGAUCAGAAACAUCUCACAACACGAUGGACCAAGCAAACCACUGUUCAUAGACUAUGUGGGUGACCUGGCAGCAGAGAUCCGUGCAGAGGAAGAUGAGGAGUGGGUUCUCGAGUGUCUGGGGACACUGGCCAACCUCACCAUCCCUGACCUGGACUGGGAGUUGGUGCUGAAGGAGUACAACCUGGUACCUUACCUCAAAGACAGACUCAAACCAGGCUCAGCAGAGGAUGACCUCAUCCUAGAGGUGGUGAUUAUGAUUGGAACGGUUUCCAUGGAUGAUGCCUGUGCCGCCAUGUUGGCUAAAUCUGGCAUCAUUCCUGCCCUUAUCGAGCUACUGAACGCCCAACAGGAGGACGACGAGUUUGUGUGUCAGAUUGUCUACGUCUUCUAUCAAAUGGUUUUCCACCAAGCCACACGAGACGUCAUCAUCAAAGACACCCAGGCUCCAGCCUACCUGAUAGACCUGAUGCAUGACAAGAACGCUGAGAUUAGAAAAGUGUGUGACAACACCCUCGACAUUAUUGCUGAGUACGAUGAGGAGUGGGGGAGGAAGAUCCAGUCAGAGAAGUUUCGUUUCCAUAACAACCAAUGGUUGGAGAUGGUCGAGAGUCGUCAGGCUGAUGAGUCGGAAACGUAUCUCUAUGAUAACGACAAUGACAGGGCAGAUCUCUUCUAUAGUGCAGAUGGAAUAACUCCAGCAGACGGCUGCGUCAGCCCAGAUUUCUUCAGUGACCUGCAGGCUCAGAACGGAGACUCACACCUCACAGAAGCUGACAGAGACAUCUUCGACCAGACCAGCUCAUCACCUGGACGACCAGCCACUGCGUACGGCUUUAGACCUGACGAGCAGCCCUUCUAUCAGUACACAUAGACACACACACACACACACACGCCUGUUCUGUUCAACACGUCAGGACAUCCUGACAUGUUAACAUCCACAAUCUGCAUAUCCACAUCAUUAGAAUGACAAUAAAAUAUUACAAAUAUUAAUAGCCACUACGAUCGUGUAGAUAGACGAUUUUCUCACUGAUUGGAGGUGUUCCGAGUGAUUAGAGCCAUACUUUACCAUUAUUGUAUCAAAUUAUUAUCAAAUUAUUAUUCAUAGUAGUAGGAUUAAAUUAAAAUUAAAUUUAAAAGAAUCUUACAUCUGCAUAGUUUCACGUCUGAUUCUCCCACAUAAAACAAUUGCAAGCACCCACACAACACUCGGACUGGACUGUGUGUAGAUGCCUCGCUGUACAUGACAGAGUGGAGGAGAUUAGAGAUAUACAAAAAGAACAAAUCAAUCUGCUUGACUUGUGUUUUCAAGCUUUUUGUCAAAACUGCAAGUGAAUGGACAGUCAAUGUGAUAGAGAGAGAGAGAAAAAGGAACCAUAAAAACAUAAAUAGCAUGAUGUGCCUCUGCAGCUCUAACGGAGUAAGAGAGAUAAGUUUUGGUCAGUACGUAGUUGUAAUUUUUAAUUCUGGCACGAUAAUGAAGGUUGGAGUGGGAACCAGAUCGAUCUUUUAAAUAUUACUAAUACUCGUGACAGACUUGGUGUGAACCCACCCAUUUUUUCAAGUUAUCAGAAAUAAUAGAAGAUCCAGUAGUUGUGGAGAAGCCUGUAUAUAACCCUGACAGGGACUAACACUUCAGAUUAUAAUGGUGUUAUUUAAUAACCUGCAGUUCCACACAGUCAUAACCCAUUUCCUUCAUUCCACCACCACAACAAGAACAACAAGAACAACAAGAACAACAAAGAAGUACAUCAAGUUAAUGUUAAAUCUUCCUCACUGGCCACAGUCUUUGUAUGAUACGUUUUUUGUUGAAAAGCAAUCGAUCUAAAGAAUGUGAACAAACUUCAUUUUUAUCUAUGUUGAAAAGUUUUGCACGUGUUUUGUUUAUAGUGAUUAUUUGUUGCUUCCUCAAAUCUACAUAAAAAUACUCAGAUACUUUCUUACCUUGGUUCAAGGGUUUGAGAUUCACCAGACUCUGUAUAAUAACACUAUCAACUUCUUUAGUCACAGUCAUUUUAACUAUGUCGAUAACUGUGUUUUUUAAUGUCACUGUAAACUGGGUACACUGCUGCUGGUGAGCCUUACAUCUUGGAGUGCUUUUAGACUUGAAAAGCAGAACCAAGACACUGUACCAGAGUCUGUUUACGUGAGAUUGUCUGAAGGUGUGAUUACACAUUUUGUGGAAGUUCUGGAAAUUGCUAAAUCUACGAGUCGUGUAUAUGUGACUACGUGCAAUGGAAACUGUUUCAGUGGAUGCAUAAUGAUGUAGAGGCUCUAAACUUGCAAGAAGCGGCAGAUGCAAACGUCAAGGAAAGUUUGGACUAAUAAGGAGGCUGCAGUCUUCCUUGAAUAUGACAGACAUCCCCGUCUGUCACCAACUAUUACAUGUUAAUACAUUCACAGUUUUCUUCUUUUGCACUGGUACAGUGGCAGCUGGGUAGUGGAGGGCAAUAGGUAUAUAUAUAUAUAUAUAUAUAUAUAUAUAUGCAUACUUGGCAAAUAUUUCUGAAAAUAUAUAUAGAAGAGUGCAGGUAACACUAACAUUAUGUGCUGCUGUUUCGCUAAGGUAAAACCACCCAAAUUUGUAUACACCCCAAAUAUGAAGCUGUCAUCAUAUCUGUGAUAGAAUUCAAAUUAUUUGAAUGAUUUGCUUCCUUAUCAAUGGGCCAGCUUUAGUUUUCUCAAUGACUGUUUAAACAGAGAAAAGGCCCCAGACUGAUUGAUGACUGGCCUUAAUUUUCAAUAAUACAGUAAUUGUAUUAGCAUGUGCCGUGUUUAGUAUGAUAACCAUUCUGACAUUUCAUGUAUUUACUGUACAUAUUUCUCUGUUUUAAAAGCAGUGAGAGCAGCUUUGGACCAUGGAGAGUCAAUGUUGUUGUGUUGACAGUGUUAUUUGUAGCGUGUUUAUGGCUGUUUUCACUUUUACCAGGGUCCUGUAGUAGUUACUGUCUCACAGGGUCAUUGUUUACUGUGUGUUCUUAGAGCCACAGAGCCUUUAUACGAGAAAAUGAUGGGAAUCAGCAUAAUUACACAUUUCAAACCAAAAACACAUUGUUCCAUGAACUAAACUACAUCGUUCUCAAUGAAGAGGAGAGUUGUUCAUUCUGUUAAGUGCUGGACAGUUUUGCAACAUACUGUUAUUACUUUUAGGCAUAUUUGCACAUGUAGUUAUAUUUUGAUGCAUGGUUAUAGUUGUUUUUUUUAUCAUAAGUUAUUGUGAGACUACAGUAUGUACACUAUAUUGUCUUUAUGAUUUUAUUGCUACUUAACUGUAAAAAGUAGUAAGUACUGUUCUAUAGAUAUUCUUCAUCAUCA